GUCAGAGCGAAUGAAGCGAACUACACGACGUUGCAAAGAGUUUGAAGGCUGAUGUUUCGAACGUUAGCCCUCCGUCAGAGCGAAGUGUAAGAAUAGCCGAUCUAGUCUUGGUGACAGCCGUAUCUCUUUCGUUGUAUUUACUUUCUUCUCCGAACUCCUCUGAGGUUCAGAACGUUAGUUCUGUUGUUGAUCAGGAAACCUCGUGCUCGUUUCCAGACCAAUGACAGACAGUAGUAGUCAGGUGACUUAGAAACCGGUUUGACCAGAAUUUCUAGGACUCCGUGCCAAGUAAGAAAGAACACGAGGUGUGUGCAGUCAAAAUGGAGGAGCACAAAAUCUAUGUUGGUAAUUUAAGCUACGACACUGACAAUGAAUCUCUCAAAAUCUGUUUUGAUAAAGUAGUGGAAGUUGUAGAUGCUAAAAUUGUCAUGGAUCGAGAAAAUCCAAGCCGAUCAAGAGGGUUUGGCUUUGUAACAGUGAAUUCAGCGGAUGAUAUCCAAAGGGCGGUUGAGGAAUUGAAUGAGACUGAUUUGGAUGGUCGAACAAUCAAAGUAUCAAAAGCAAAUGCAAGAGGUGGAGGAGGUGGAGGAGGUGGUGGUGGUUACAGACGGGGUGGAGGAGGAGGAUUCCGAGGUGGCAGGGGAGGCAGAGGAGGAGGUGGAGGAUACAGAGAAAGGGGCUAUGGUGGAGGAGGAGGUGGAUAUGGGAGCAGAAGUUAUGGAGGAGGAGGUGGCGGAGGUUAUGAUGGUGGGUACGACGAUGGCUACUCGGGUUCUUAUUCUGGAGGAAAUCAAUACCGAAAAGGCCGUGACUGGUAAUGAUCUGUUCAACUUCCGUGAUUCAACUCUGUUCCUGUAUAUGCAUUGAUGUGCUGAGGUGCUAGAACAAGACAAAAAAAUUCGGUGUGCUGUCCUGAAACUUGAUGAAUGAUAAACCUCAGCUCAUGAUGUUCGGUGCACUGAAGUUUCCUGUGUUGUUGACCUAUGUGCUUACUGCUAUGAAAACCUCAGCCAGUGAUGUUUGGCUUUCUGAUGUUCUGAUGAAAUAUGUCUUAGUAGAAAUAGCUCAUUGUAGCAGAGACCAUAUACUCAUUUGUAUCUUUAUUGACUACUUAAGCACAAAGAAUAAGUUUUUUUUGUUUUGUGUUGUUUUUUUUUUGUAUUUAUUCAGCCAACACUGUUGGUUUUGUUCCUUUUUUUACUGAAUAUUCCAUAACUUAGCCCUAUUAAAAGAAAAUGUUUUGCUGUGUCCGUUGCAAGUGAUAAAAAGAGUUGAUAUGAACAACAGUGGUUUGAGUGGAUAUGACAAAGAAAGGAGUCAUGAAAAAUAAUCAAGUCUGUCUAUCAAAUUCAUACCCACAGUUCUAAUGGUGUUGGUCUGUUCAAUUGGAAACUGGGGCAAGGUGGUUUCCUUGAAGACUUAAUGGUUAUCGGGAAGUGAUAACUACUAAGUUCCCUUUGAUGUCCACAUUACUAGAUUACAAUAAACUAGACCUCAAAGUCGUGAGUGGUUUCAAAACAGUGUGUAAGAAUUUCAAGAUAAUUUUUUCCCUUCAGUCUGCUUGGCUCGUCAAUUAUCAAAAACCUCUGGUUGACAAAAUAUUUCUGUUAUAUAGUUGGCAGGGUAUAAAGGAACAGAAUAUGAGAUAACAGUGAUUAUUCAAAUGGGAAAGGAUAUCGUUUGAGAGUAUUGCUCUCACUUUUGUGGUCCCAAAAUAUCUUAAAUUUAUAGGUCAAGGUUCAACACAGGAAAAGUUUGAUGUGACAUCACUUAAAGGGCAUAUGUAGAAGUGACCUGAUGUAGCAUGCAAACAUUUGGUGGUGCCAAGUCUUGCACUGUUGGAAAAAAAAAAGUUUAUAAGUGAAGCAUUCCAGACCUUGAAAAAGUAUGAAAAGUAGAGAUAAAGUGUGGCAUGAAGCCAAGGGAUUAUGUUUUGGAUCAAGAGGAUUAGAUUUUGCAGCCAGGAUUUCAUGGAAAAAGCUGUUUUUUUUUUUGUUUUUUUGUGUUUUUUUUUGACAAUGCAGUGGUAAGGUUGAGACUUUUCUCACCUUCGUCUUUGAAAUAAUUGCCACACUAUGGGUGCAUUCUUUUUACAGUUCAUGGUUUUCUUCUUGUUUGGAAACAAUUUUGAACUUUACAUGCUGAAAAUUUUCACAAAGUAUCAUGGAACAUCUUGCAAAGUUUCAAUUUCUUUUUCCCUGUCUUAUACAAAGGCGUAUGAGAUAGGCUGAAAGGGUAAUUCUUUUAAUAUUUUGAAAAAAUCUGAAAUUGAAUUGAGUCAUUGCCAUCGCACCAAUUCUCCAGUGCUUUGGAUGGAGGGUACAGUUUUUGUGCUGCGGUUCCAGGUGAGGAUUGGUGGUUUUGUCAGGAGGCAGAAUCACGUUCCCGGAAACGCCUGGUAUGUUUAUGGCCCAUGGUAAGUUGAUGUGUUUCGUUAUUGUGCCUAGGUGUUUUUUUUUCUUUCUGAUUUCUGGACUGUCAUGUAGUGAACUACUGAGUGGAUGUCUCAAACUGGUUAAUUAUUUUACAAACUUGAGAUAACGUUGAUAUAGCUCAGUUUAGUCCGAGGGCGAGGUCACAACUUGAAGGAUUUUUACGAGGAAUUUUCUUUCAUUUCAACUCUUGUUUUGGAAUCACUACUAUUAUUUUGCUACUUAUAUAGAGAAGAAAUUAAUUUUUUUAGGGUGCCAGGGGUAAUCCUCUCCACUUGAAUAGGAGUAUUGUUUCUUGUUUUAUUUAUAUAUAUAUAUAUAUAUUAUUUUUUUUUUUUUUUUUGUCAUUUAUAUCUUUCUCUUCCUUUUUUGUGGUUUUUGUCUAGCAUUACGUUGUGAAUAUGUCGCUGGGACUCGAAAUUGACUUAGAAAACAGUAGUUCUAUUAAACAGCUUGUAGUCCCUCUUAAAAAUGAGGCAUCGCUUUCCCGAAUUUGGAAAGAGGUUAAAAUUUCGUCGAGCUAAGAGCUCCCACACAUUGACCAUUUUAGGUCUACGAAGACGUCUUCGGGACCAAAAGUUGAAUUUAAUAGAGCGGACGCGGUUACGUAGUCCACAAAGCUGAGCUUUAAGAGGGGAAAUACAGCAGCUUUCCGGAAAGCCUCCAAAGCACGUUUGGUAAUUGUGCGGUAGUGCUAGGAAUGAAAGCCACAAUCAACUGUCCUUUGUGUAUGUCAAGAAGUGUAGGACUGUGUGCGUGACCUUUUGGAGUGAGAAUCGUUGCUGUUUCCCCACAUUUAAUAAAUUUGCAUCGCAGUAGUCCCGUUGUCUGUGGUGCAGUUGCUAAUAGAAAUUUUCUUUUAGAGUGAAGGGUUUCCUGAUUAACAUACAGCGAGUCAUUUCAAUUAAAGUAUUGUUACUGUA
Messenger RNA from Pocillopora damicornis (cauliflower coral), 3355 nucleotides. RefSeq names its product cold-inducible RNA-binding protein B. The record is from RefSeq and is a predicted model, not a curated record. NCBI's taxonomy places the organism in Eukaryota, Metazoa, Cnidaria, Anthozoa, Scleractinia, Pocilloporidae. Gene Ontology annotation, molecular function: RNA binding.